AGACAGCCUGUCCGGAGCUAUAUAAAGAGUCCACCGCUGCUCUGCAUUGACCGUGUCUGUCUGAAUAAUGAUAAUCAGUUCUACUCUUCCCUCAAAGCCACUGCACAAGUAAGACCUUUCCUUGGGACUUGUCACGUUUGAACACCUUCCCCAAUAAGCUUCGACCCAUUCUUUCGUCAUUGCCCUGGACCAUCUUUGAUUAUUCUGGGCCAUUGCUUUGAGCCUUUGAGGUAGGUCCCGGCAUCCCUUGUUGGCAGCUGUGACUCAGCUCCUCACCGUUUAUCUCUUUAUCUCUGGAGCUCCGUGUUCCUUGCGCCUUCUGUGUAUCCUUCUUAUCGUCCCCCGCUAGCUUGCCCAUUCUAUUUUCUGGACUUAUACCUCCCCAGUGCCGCCCUUUGCUUACUUCUUUGCCAGUAAUCAACAGCCCUCUUUCUUUUUUAUCAAACAUACUGCACACAGUCACCCGCACAUCUCCCUCGCCAUGGUGUCUCCCGCCCAGUCAGAUCCAUCGCUUCCUGAUGUGCAUAUCAACGGCAAUAGCAGCAAUCAGCUGCCCGUUCGCCCUGCACCUAAACUAUUUGGCAGUAAUGAUGGCGCCUCAUCAGGUGCUGGGACUCCAAUUGGCUUUCAGAGACAACCGCACAACAAGAUUCUCGACAAUGUAGCAGGGUCAAGUGUUCGGCUUCCGUCCCCUCAGCCGACUCAUCUGGCCAUUCCGGGCAGCCCUCACCGAAUUCUGUCCGAGGAGGACCCCGGUUACAUAGCUGCAAAGUUCGAGGGCAAAGAGCAUCAAAUGGAGCAAGUUAUGGAUCAAUUAGAAAAGAAGGGUUUUAUUCCCGCAGAGUUCGUCGUGGGAGAAACAGAAUGGUUCUAUAACCAGCUCGGUAUCGAUGAUACAUACUUCCAGACGGAGACCGUUGAAGCCAUUGUGACACAAAUCCUCUCUUUAUACGCUGCUAAGGUCGCAGCCUAUGCGCGCGACGAUAAAAAGCUCGAAAUCCGGUUAGACAAGGAAGCAGAAGAUCAUGCUGUCUAUAUCGACACCAGCAAGCCUGGGUUCUCCAGUGUUGACGGCCCACGCUACGAACAGAGAAUUGACAAGAAAUACGUCGACGGUUCAACACGUGAAAACAGCUAUCGCGUUGAGACCUUCCGCUCUCCCACUCCAGUUCCUGGCGAUGAUGGCCAGCAGCUACGUUGCUACUUCGUGUACAAGUGCCAAUUCGUCAACCCUAACCCUGAUCCCAACGAGACAAACAUUGAAGUUAUUGGCGAGAAGAGGUUCUUGCAAAAGGCAACGGCCAACACCAAGGCCGUCUACCAGGAGAUCAUCAGCAAUGCCGUUUCUCGGGCCGGUCCCGUUAUUGAGAUGUUUGAGAUUGAGAAAUCUCGCGAAAAGCGUCUUGUCAUUGCCUACCGCCAAGGCUCUGCAAUGGGCUUGUUCAGCGCCCUCUCUGACCUUUAUCACUACUACCGCCUCACGAGCUCGCGAAAGUACUUGGAGAACUUUUCAAACGGCAUCACCGUCAUCUCGCUCUACCUACGUCCCCUGAAGAACGCGGAGAUUGCUGCUAAGUAUCCUCCCAUCGAGGCUGCCAUCCAUCAAAUCAUCAAGGAAGUCUCUCUUCUGUACUGCGUUCCGCAGAACAGAUUCCAGCAUCACUUCGCCAGCGGACGUCUUAGCUUGCAAGAAACCAUCUAUGCCCACUGCGCGUGGGUCUUUGUGCAGCAGUUCUUGAACCGUCUUGGUUCAGAAUAUACCUCUCUCAGCGACCUCUUGGAUUCAAACAAUAGUGCCCACGCAGAGUUGCUGUCGAAGAUCAAGAAGAGGUUGCGUACGGAGACUUUCACCUCCGACUAUAUAGCGGAGAUUGUUAACAAGUAUCCUAACCUGAUCCACAAACUUUAUCUGGAUUUCGCCAACACCCACUACGUCCAAACCCGUGGCCCGACGGAGGAUGACUUCCUCCCGACACUGAGCUACCUGCGUCUUCAAGUCGACCAAGUUCUGGACGGACGGCAGCUGAAACAACUCAUUUCCAGCACGGCCGCCAAUGAGCAUGACGAAAUGGUUAUGAGUGCUUUCCGUGUCUUCAAUGCGUCGAUUCUCAAGACAAACUUCUUCACACCAACUAAGGUGGCUCUGAGCUUCCGGCUUAACCCGGCCUUCCUUCCAGAACAUGAGUACCCUCAGCGACUAUAUGGAAUGUUCUUGGUCAUCAGCUCUGAAUUCCGUGGAUUCCAUCUCCGCUUCCGAGACAUUGCUCGAGGUGGUAUCCGUAUCGUGAAGAGCAGAAACAAGGAAGCAUACAGUAUCAACGCCCGUUCAUUGUUUGACGAAAACUACAAUCUCGCCAAUACACAACAGCGGAAGAACAAGGAUAUUCCCGAAGGCGGAGCCAAGGGUGUCAUCCUUCUUGACGUCAACCACCAGGACAAAGCUCGUGUUGCUUUCGAAAAAUAUAUCGACAGUAUUCUAGACCUUCUGCUGCCUCCUGUUAGCCCCGGAAUCAAGGACCCUAUUGUCGAUCUAUACGGCAAAGAUGAGAUUCUCUUCAUGGGCCCUGAUGAGAACACCGCCGAAUUGGUUGACUGGGCUACUGAACAUGCCCGGAACCGCGGCGCACCUUGGUGGAAGUCCUUCUUCACAGGCAAGAGUCCCCGUCUAGGUGGUAUCCCGCACGAUACGUAUGGUAUGACCACCUUGUCCGUCCGCCAGUAUGUUCUUGGAAUCUACCGCAAACUCAAGAUUGAUCCCUCUACAAUCCGCAAGCUGCAGACUGGUGGGCCCGACGGUGACCUCGGCUCGAACGAAAUUCUCCUGGCUAAUGAGAAAUACACUGCCAUCGUCGAUGGAUCGGGUGUCAUCGUCGACCCUCAGGGGUUGGACCGUGAUGAGCUCGUGCGCCUGGCCAAGAAGCGGGUGACCAUCUCUGAAUUUGACGUGACGAAGCUCUCACCUGAAGGCUACCGCGUUUUGGUUGAUGAAAGCAAUGUUCAACUGCCCAGCGGCGAAGUCGUUCAUAACGGCAUGGUCUUCCGCAACUUGUUCCAUCUCCGUAACGAUUCGGCCUACGACACCUUUGUUCCCUGCGGUGGACGUCCCGAAUCAAUUGACCUUUCUACUGUUGGAAAGCUCAUCAAAGACGGCAAAUCCACCAUUCCUUACAUUGUUGAGGGCGCCAAUCUGUUCAUCACUCAGGACAGCAAGCUCCGCCUCGAGAAGGCCGGGUGCAUUCUUUUCAAAGAUGCCUCUGCCAACAAGGGUGGUGUGACUUCUUCGUCUUUGGAGGUCUUGGCCUCGCUAUCUUUCGAUGACCAAGGAUUCGUGGAGAAUAUGUGUGUCGGGGAAGACGGUAGCGCUCCUGCGUUUUAUGGCGAGUACGUGAAGCAGGUCCAGGAAGUCAUCAAGGAGAACGCCACGCUCGAAUUCGAAGCAAUUUGGCGCGAGCACGAGCAGACCGGCCUUCCCCGCAGCGUGCUCAGCGACAGGCUUAGUUUGGCUAUCACACAGCUCGACGAAGAGCUGCAGAAGACAGAGCUUUGGGACAAUGUGGAUCUUCGCCGCUCUGUCCUUAACGAUGCUCUGCCCAAACUGCUACUCGACAAGAUUGGUCUAGAUACGAUUCUCGAGCGGGUUCCUGAGAGCUAUCUACGAGCUAUCUUCGGCAGUCACCUUGCCAGUCGCUUCGUGUACGAGUACGGUAGUGGCCCAAGCCAAUUCUCAUUCUUCAACUUCAUGACCAAACGACUUGCACAGUCCCAAGCAUAGAUCUGUUUAGACAGUCGCGGAAUGAGGACCACUCUGUCCCAUAUGCAUCUUUGAUUCCCACAGUAAUAGUUUACAUUUUGCAGCGUUACAAGUAUUGCUUAGUAUGAGGUUACCUUUUUGUUCAGUUGCAAGGAUACAGAAAAGUGAAGACGUACAAUCUUAAUAGAUAUUUCGAU
Messenger RNA from Aspergillus calidoustus, 3948 nucleotides. NCBI's taxonomy places the organism in Eukaryota, Fungi, Ascomycota, Eurotiomycetes, Eurotiales, Aspergillaceae. The record is from the annotation of a GenBank genome assembly.